CGUACAAACGUAAACAUGGCUGCGUGGCGCUUCUUUUUAGAGUCACGUUUGAUUGUUAUAUUCCUUUGCUUCUUUAACACCUUUGCAAUCAAAGAAAAUGUCGGAGAAGCCAACCGUGUUUGUGUGUCAGGCUCGCAAGUUGUUCAUGUGAAUUUUGGUGAAGGUGGGAUCUCGCAGUGUGGACUCGCUAACUACACGCCAGAUGGUCACGGCGCACGAGAAGAGCGUGAUGAGAAAGUAAAAGAGCACGGAAAGAAAUCUCAAGCUCCAACGCCUUAUCAAGGCCAUGGAUGUAAACAGAGACCUGCAGCUGGUAACACCAAAGUUAAGCCAAACAAGUGCGAUAAUGGAGCAGUACUCCUAAGCAGUCCUUGUGUAAAACCAGCUAAAAACACCAAAAAACACUUCAUUAUUCAUACGCCAGAGCGCGACAAGAGUCUGCAUCUUGUGAUUGCAAAUGAUGCACAACAGAAAAUUAUUUUGACUGGAAAUAAUGAAAUUGAUAAAAGAGUUGGUUACGCUAUGCUGCUGAUGAACACAGGAAAUUUGGAUCAGGCUAUUGGACAGUUUACUGACAUAAUUAAGGUGUUCUCUCCUCUGGGAAAUAUCAAAGAAGCCAUAGCUGACAUUAAAGUUGCCUUGGAUCUGAGGCCAAGUUCUCAGUUGCACAUUAUGAGUGGUACACUGCUGUUUAUGCAGGAGGAUUAUGAGGCAGCAUCUAAGAGUUUUGAAAAAUGUUUAGAGAUUGAGAAGAACCAGCCUACAGCUAUGUUAUAUAAAGGUUUAUCGUUAUACCACAGGGGGAGAGUGAAGGAGUCCAUUGAAAUCUUUAAAGUGGUUCUGCAAACAAAUACGAAUCAGGCAGAGUGUCAUCGCAGUCUGGGUCAUGCCUACAGGGAAGUAGGAGAGCCAGAACUUUCUCAUGAACAUUUCACAUCAGCCAUCAAAAUAGAGCCAACUGUUGCACAGAACUAUCACUCCAGGGGAAUCCUAAAUUAUAUGCGUGGAAGGCCCGACAAGGCAGUAUCAGAUUUGAAGGCAUGUCUGAAAUAUAACCCGGGCAGUAUCUCUUGCAAGUAUUGGAAGGGAGUCAGUCAUGCUGCGCUGGGAAACUUUUUCGAGAGCGUAAAAUCAAGCACCCAGAUCCUGCUAGACGAGGCAAGCUCAUCUCCCUUGCAAAAUGUGGAUGUGAUAAAAAGUUAUUAUCUCAAAGAAUAUUCACGUUAUCUUCACUCACACUUGGACACUCCAUUGUCGGAAUACUCACCGGGCACAGAUCUUGAUGGAAGAUUAAGAGAUUUGUGGGUCAAAGGCUUGCCUUUCAAUGCCAAGAAUUACAGUGAACAGCCAGGAAUACAGCCACAUACACGUUUGUCCUCUCUCAGACUUUCUGAUGCAGAGCAACCUGUUUUCUGGUUGGACCUUAUGCCGGAGAAAAGUGUCAAAACAGGUUUUAAUUUCCGGAUGAACCUGUUAAGGGGACAGUUGAAAAGCGUGAGGUACUCAGACUACUUUGACAAGAUUUUCCAGUUUACAAAAACAAUGUUACAGCAUUUGUACAGAGUGGAUGAGUUUAAUAAAAAGGAUUUUAAGAGGAAAAUCGAGAAGGCGAAAACGUGUCGUGAGCUUAUACAGGUUCUGAAGCAACACGAUUCAAGAAACCCGCAGCCCGGUAUGAUUUUAUCGACUCACGUGACAAGUUCAAAAGAAGGAGGAAAAAAGAGCUUAGAAGGAUUGAAUUUAAGUCUCUCUGAGAGCGGCUCAAACAUUUUGUUUUCAAUGGACACUCCUACUACACCGGCGAGAACGGCAUCUUAUCAUUCGGAGCUGGAAUAUAUUUGGGAAAAACUGAACGAUGAAAUUAGAAAACCUGGCAACAAGGAUGUAGAUAUCAUUGGCAAUAACAUCCUCUCCCUGGUGUAUUACUUUUUCAAUUUAAUGCCUCUUUCACGAGGAUCAAGUGCUGUGGCUUAUACAGUGGCACUGGGCCUUUUCCUCGCUGUUGGUCGGGAAACAACGGGAAAAAUCCCUCCAGGAAAGGAGGUAGAUUUAGAGGCCAUGAUUGGAGGAUCAGUGGAGAAUUUCACUAAAAAUGUAAAGGGAUGGAUGGGGCUCAAAAAAUUUUCCAGACCAGUGACGUCCCUCCCUCUUGUGAGAGAAGUUUUCCCAACUCUGAGAUCUAUGUUAGAAGCUCUUAAUGCGCAGUUCACGGACGCAGAUUGCAAAGAUAUGAAAUCUCAUUUUUAAUUAAAUCUUCAUAGUUUUCAUAAUUGAAUAUCAUAGUUUUAUAACUAAAGGAAUACUGUCAGAUUGAUAGAGGAUAAAUAAAUGUUAUUUUUUCAAA
Pocillopora damicornis (cauliflower coral) is the source of this 2344-nucleotide messenger RNA. RefSeq names its product tetratricopeptide repeat protein 13. The record is from RefSeq and is a predicted model, not a curated record. NCBI's taxonomy places the organism in Eukaryota, Metazoa, Cnidaria, Anthozoa, Scleractinia, Pocilloporidae. Gene Ontology annotation, molecular function: protein binding.